CUAAAAAUCAAAACAAAAACAAACAGCGGACUGACAAUUUUUUUUUUUUGCUCACAAUAAUAUUAAAAUUAAACAUAAAAGUUACAAUGACAACCACAUUAGAAGAAACAACGGAAAAUGAAACUAGACACCAAGAUAAUCCUACAGAAACUGCCUGCCAGGAUUCAGCACCAGACACAACUGCUCCUUUGCCCCAAGAAAUUAUGAAUAUAAUGGAUUUCUUAAGCUUAAAUGCAAAAAUCAUGUUUAAGUCCCAACAACGAGAUGAACCCGAGUUGCAACAAUCAGAAAAACUAAAAGUAGCAUUAGAUGUUUAUCAAAGAAAUCCGCAAACGUUUCUUAUACGUUUUGGUCAAUAUUUAGAAGAAAAACAUUUACAAGAUUUUGCUAGACUCUCGAUAGCCGAUAGUGACGAAGAAAUGCAUCUAAUGGUAAAAGAAUAUCAGGAAAAAUUAAAAACACGCCAGAGGGACGUCAAAAAUAGACGUUACGCCGCUUUACAAAAACUUAUAAAAGAAGGUGAGUAUUUUAGUGAACAAGAAAUGAUGAAACGGCAGCCGGAAUUGUAUCAGGAGCUGGUAGGACAAUAUUUGAGUAGCAAAGAAAAACAACAACGAGAUAGUUACGAUGUUAGAAAUACCACAUUUUCUGGCAUACUCAUGCACAAUCUAGAGCAGGAACAAUUGAAUGAGGUAAUGAAAAAAGCAGAGCAGCAUGUACAAGAAAAUUUCCAACUCUCCUCAACAACGGAGGAGCAACAUGUGGAAAAGGGUAUUUUAGAUAAUUUCGAAAAAGAAGAUGAGGAAAUUCCUAUCAAUUGCCGCCAACAGUGGGGUAAUUUUGAUAAUGAACAAAUUGCCUGUUCCACAAGUAAAAUACAGUUAAAAAAGUCACCUGUUAAAAGGAAGUUAAGUACUACACCACCACCUCUGAAGGAUUUAAUAACAGCCGAUGAGAGAGAACUUUUAAGGCAAGAAUUUAUAAGUCAAAUGCAUGAACAAUUUCUAACGGGACAAGAUGAGGAUUUCGACUAUACCAAUGUUGACGAUAAUACUCAGUUCGAUGAUUUAACUUUAAUAAAUCAAGACAAAGAAGAUAAGUAUUUCGAAGAAAGUGAUGAGGAAGAUGCAGAUGAUGAUGGUGAUGAGGGAAACGUUGAAGGAAGUGCAUCUAACAAAAUGGAACAAGAUGAAGAAUCCGAAGAUGAAUUAGAUAUUUAUAUGUCACAUUUGAAUAAACACCAUAGUCUACAAAGGCAUAAUUAAAUUUUAAUUUUAACUAAGAA
Molecule: messenger RNA, 1285 nt
Organism: Lucilia sericata (common green bottle fly)
Lineage: Eukaryota; Metazoa; Arthropoda; Insecta; Diptera; Calliphoridae
Product: coiled-coil domain-containing protein 97
Exons: 2
Coding region: 87-1265 (392 amino acids)
Source: RefSeq, a predicted model, not a curated record